This is a messenger RNA of Ciona intestinalis (vase tunicate), 2779 nucleotides long. The record is from RefSeq and is a predicted model, not a curated record. NCBI's taxonomy places the organism in Eukaryota, Metazoa, Chordata, Ascidiacea, Phlebobranchia, Cionidae.
AUGUUAGGUGGGGUGAGUUGUAAAGUGGUUGACUGUGGGAUCCCGAACAUUAACAAUAUUAUCCCGAGUCAUAAUUACUCGUAUACCAGCGAGGUAACGAUACAAUGUCAACACGGAUACAACAUUGACCCUCCCGGUCAUGCUUCAGUGGUUUGUGAUGAAUCUGGUGAUUGGUUUCCGAGUCCUCGUCAUUAUCGGUGCAUACCUGUGUCAUGUGACUUACCUCGUUACAUCCGUCAUGCAACGGUUGCCGGGGCAACUACGUUCAACAAUACCCUCAUUGUGACGUGUGAUCCGGGUUUCCAUAUAAGGGCAGGGGUCAAUAAGGUUCGUUCCAGGUGCCUGGCAGAUCGAACAUGGGACGUCAAUCUCAACACAAUUGACUGUAAAAGCUUCACAUGCAAGGACCCGGGCUAUGUUACGAGAUCAACCCGCGAAAGUUUAUCGGCGCACCUCAUGCAUGGAGCUAUGUAUAAGUUUGUAUGCGAACAUGGAUAUUGGGUGGACGGCUUGUAUAGUAUUGUGGUGGUGUGUAGCUUGGCAGGAGCAUGGGAGCCUGCGGUGAACUUUACAUGCACAGAGAUCCGCUGCUUACAUCCACCUAUGAAAGUUAAAUCCACAUUAAUCAUCAACGGGGGUGAAAAUAGAACUGACUACGCCAUUGAUCAAACAAUGAGAUAUGAAUGCGACGACCAUUCAUGGCUAACGGUACAGUAUGAAGUCACAGAGUGGACCUUCACAGGGCUUAGUGAUGUCACAAUGACAUGUAAAGUGACGGGACAAUGGUAUCCUCACCCUGAUUCAUUCGCUUGUAGAGAUAUAACGGAGGGGUCGGUUCCGGUUGGUUACCCUCGUGGAUUGCCGGGAAAAAAAGUUUUUUUUGGAUAUUGGAAACGACCAUUAGGUGGCAGUAACCAUACUUAUAGUGUGGCUGUUUCAACAGGACUCCUUACAUGGCAUGGUGGACCAACUAUGACAUCAUCCAUUGUUAAGUCACAAUCAGCCUCGGACAUCGGGUAUGAAGUGUCCAAACUAUGGGAUGGUGAUGCGGCCACUAGUUGGCGACCUGUGGUUACUGAGAAUCGACAUUAUAACGUCACAAUAUAUCUGGGUGGGCUUUAUAUAGUAAAGGGGGUGGAAUUUUCAUCCAAUGAGAAUGAAGGAAGCAUGGUGGCUGCUUUGAGGCUAACUUUCUCGGAUGAUGGUAAAUCGUUCAACCGUUCAUUGGAGUUAUCCAUGCGUGAAGGAAGGUCAAACAAUCGACCAAUCAGCAUCGAGAACCAACCCGGUCGUUUACGCUUCAGUGGUUUUGAGGAUGUGGCUAAGUUUGUUCAGAUAACAAUAUUAUCAACAAUGGAUGGUUCGGCACCAACAAUCGGCGAGGUUCGUUUCUUAAGUAUGACAUCACAAUGGUCGAUUGUCAUUCCUAUUGAUGACAUCACAAUACCCGUUAUACUCUCUUGCACCCUCGUGUGUAUGUUUAUAAUGAUGGUGUGGGCGGUGAGGCGCGACGCAAACGAUCGAGGAGCUAUUCAUUUUGUAAUGAACGAGGUAACCAUGGAUACUGAUAUUGUUAUGAUUCAAAUCAAACUCGUCCAAUCACGUCCGCCGGUUCAAUUCUUAUGCAGGUUACUUGGAGAAGACACAACAUCGUUUAUUGUUGAACACCGGGUGGCGACAAAUACAAUGCUCGUUGUUGUUCCGGUUCAACGAUUCCAAGGUUUGAGGUUUCAACUUUGUAUUGUACCAGGGGAAUCCCCUGCAAUUGAUGUCAGUAUCAAGAUUGGAAUGCUAUCCAUUGAUGAUGUCAUAGAGGGUAAUGUUAGUUGGUUGUUUGUCAAACAAUCACGAUUGUCACCGGGUGUUCCACAAAGUUAUAAGUUUGAUAAAGUCGGUGAAAGCGUCGAGUCACAAUGGCGAGGAUUGAAUCACUUGGACGAGUCAGCAAAUAUUUUCACUCAAUUUUGCCGAAUCAUCUUUUGUAUUCAACGUUUGUUAAUGACUUUCUUCGUCAAAUAACAAGAAGUGAAAAAAUAUUUCUCGUAUUUUUUGGAUUGUUUGUUUCGUUGUGUUGCGCAACAAUGCUCGAGUAUAUGACAUCACAAUGCUGGUUGUCGGCCGUUGUUACCAUGGCAACCACGCCCAUGAUGUUUGUUAUUUCUAUUGUGUUGAUGAAAUAUCCAAUUUACGUCGGAGAAUCGUUGAAAUCUUUGUCACCACUCGGUGGGGUUGAAGAGAUCCUCCAAAAGUUUGACGAUGUUGUAUCAACAGUGGGGAUUCCCCCAAGUAGAAGCUCGUCUGAUUCUUGGUUGUUGCCGUGGAAACUAAGGUUUCAACACCGGGUGGCUACGGAAGAUGAUAUCUUAACCCGCGACCUUGAUGCCGGGUUCAUCCUUCGUAACCAUCGACUACCACGACGCACGCGUUCCGCUCCAGCGAUCAUGAUGUCACCCCCCGAUGAUGUGUCUAUGACAUCAGUAUCGGAGCUCAGUUGCGCCCACAUGUGGUCACGUAAGUGGAUGGUGGACGACUGGCAUCGCGUGCACCGAAGCAUGAAAGAUUCGAUUGAACGACUUUUCGAACAAUGUGAUGAUGACAGUGUAUCUAUGUUCUCAUGGGCGGAUGCCGAAUAUCGGCGCGUUCCUUCACGCAUCAGCGACCGUGGUUACGUCACUCGACCAACGGAGGUUCCUGAUUGGUUGGAAAGUGAGCUAGAUCGGAGGAAGAAAGAAGCGAUUAUGACAUCAUCCCACACACAGUACCCAACAUGGCAUCGAAU